AUGGGUAAACCAAUACCCACACUUAAAACCUUUGAAAUAGUAGUCAGUCCAGAAGGAGUAGCUAUUCUAACUUUGAAUCGACCCGAACGCGCAAAUUCAUUGAAUAAUGAGCUCUUACAGGAUUGGAUUAGGUCGAUUGAAUGGGCAACUGAAGCAGAACAAGUAAAAGUUGUUGUAGUAACAGGAAAAGGAAAUUUCUUCUGUAGCGGAUUGGAAUUAUCUGAGAUAUCUAACGAGGAAGAAUUGAAAAGAAUUGCAGAAAAACGUGUUAAUUUAUUUAGACAAUUAGUUGAUUUGUUAAUUGAUUUUCCAAAGUUGUUGAUAGCGGCCGUUAAUGGAAAAGCGUUUGGAUUUGGAGUUACGUUUCUACCACAUUGCGAUGUAGUUUACUCCGUACCGGAAGCAACUUUUCUAACUCCAUUCAUGCAAUGGGCAUUUUGUGUGGAGGGAUGUUCUUCGUAUCUAUUUCCAAAGUACCUUGGACAAUCGAUUGCUAGUGAAAUGUUGUUAAUGAACAAAACAUACGCGGCACCAGAAUUAGCAAAAGUCGGGUUCAUCAGUCGUUUAAUACCAAAAGAUCAUUUAAUUCAAGAGACACUAAAAGAGGCAACGAGAGUUUCAAAAUUUUCUUUCGAAGCUAUAAUAAAAUCAAAGGAAUUAAUCCGUAGAAAUGAAAGAGAAUUUCUACAUAAAAUCAAUCAGCGUGAAAAUGAGUUAUUGAUAUCAAGAUUAGUUUCUGAAGAUUCUCGUCAAGCCGUAUUGAAAUUUCUAAUAUCCGUUAUUAGAAAUUUAUCUGGUUUAUCAGAUUCAUUUAACAAGUCUUUUUCAAAUAAAAUGUUUUCAACCGUUCACCAUACUUUAUUAAAUCAACCUGCUCCUACUAACCUUGCUCUUAAAAAUCAAGGAGGUGAAUUGGUUGAAUUAAAAUCUUUGGUUGGUAAUGGUAAACCAUCGGUCAUAUUCUUUUAUCCCAAGGAUGAAUCUUAUGGUUGCACCAAAGAGGUAUGCAGCUUUCGUGAUUCUUAUUCCGUUUUCUCUGAUGCUGGUGCUACCGUAGUUGGUAUUUCUUCGGAUCCUGUUGAUAAACACAAGCAAUUUUCUGAUUCUCAAAGACUUCAAUUCCCGUUAUUAUCUGAUCCAAACAAUGAAGCAAGGAAGCUCUUCAAUGUUCCAAAGACUCUUGGCUUCUUGCCUGGUAGGGCUACCUUUUUAAUCGACAAAGAUGGUAUUAUUCGCGAUGUUUUCAAUUCCAUGAUGGAUUUUGAAGGACACGUUAAAAAAUCUUUAGAAUUCGUUAAAAAUCAAAACACACAACCUAAAAUGUAA
Funneliformis caledonium is the source of this 1326-nucleotide messenger RNA. Lineage: Eukaryota; Fungi; Glomeromycota; Glomeromycetes; Glomerales; Glomeraceae. The record is from the annotation of a GenBank genome assembly.